Molecule: messenger RNA, 951 nt
Organism: Morchella importuna
Lineage: Eukaryota; Fungi; Ascomycota; Pezizomycetes; Pezizales; Morchellaceae
Exons: 5
Coding region: 1-951 (316 amino acids)
Cellular component (GO): membrane
Source: RefSeq, a predicted model, not a curated record
AUGUCAAACUCCACGGCUCGAGAACUAAUACGCAGGCUCACAUUCAAUCAUUCGCCCAUAAUCACAGCUUUCUGCGUGCUCUCAACCGGCCUCGUCGUGCUCGCAGCAUACUUUUGGUCCGUAGUGGAAAAGGUCAAUAUACCAAUCACCCCUGGGCUCGCCGAAGCCGCAACGUUCCUCCCCGCGGCCAACUUUGCCGCAAUGCGCUACAUCGCCAAAAGGCCGCGCGGCGCCCAAAACAGGCGGCCCGAAUGGGACAUCAAGACCGGCAUCAUCUCGAUCCUGCUGAUCAUCAUUGACACCGUCGUCGUGACCCAGUCGCUCAACAACAUGCCCAAGUCUGCCAUCGGCUGCACGCUCGAGCGGACAUGGCGGGCCUGGUUCCGCACAAAGGACGCGGCCCACAUCAAGGCGGUCCAGGAGGCGCUGAACUGCUGCGGGUUCAACACGUUUAAGGACCAGGCGUGGCCGUUCCCGGAUAACGAUACGAAGGCGGAGCAGUGUUCGUUGCAGAGUAAGACGCGUACGCCGUGCUAUCAGCCGUGGAGCCAGACACACCAGUUGUCGGCCAGUGUGUUUAUGAUGGUUGCAGCGGUGACGCUGCUGAGCAAGGGGAUUAUCUUUCUUUCCUACUGUAUGAAUAGUAGAAAGCAGAACCAGGCACCGGGCACGCAGAGGCUGUUGGCGGAUGGGCCGGUUAAUGGCGACCAGCAUAAUGGGACGAGCCGUGCUAUUGCGGGACUGAGGAUUAGGCCUGACGAGAGGGCGAGGGCGCUGGAGAAUAAUGACGAUGAUAUCGAGAGCGUUAUUGACGAGAACUCGAGGCUGUUGAAUAAUGGCCAGACUACGUAUGAGACGCCGGGGCAGCUGGAGAGUGGUGAAAGACCGAUUUUGGCCAACGCUGAUAAUAGCGUGUGGGAUAACGAAUAUAGUCGUGGGGGUCAUAGGUAG